ACGGCGGCUGCGGAGUAAGGGCCCCGGCGGUAGCCCCGGACGGCUGCCGGAGGCCGAGGCGGGAGCGCGCGGGGCUGAGGCGGCGGCGGCGGCGGGAAGGGGCUGGGUUGGUGGAGCUGGCGGGACGCUGAAGAGGCUCCCCCUGCGGGACGGGCGCGGGGACGGCUCCGGGGGGGCGGGGGCCGGGGCCCGGGCCGGCUCGCGCGGAGGGUAUGAUGACCCGGCGGCGGGGCCCCAGAUCUCGUCUCCUCCGCCGCCUCCUCACGGCAGCCCCAGCUCGCGGCUGAGAACCAGACACACCGGCGGUAUGGCAUCACAGUUGCAAGUGUUUUCGCCCCCAUCAGUGUCGUCGAGUGCCUUCUGCAGUGCGAAGAAACUGAAAAUAGAGCCCUCUGGCUGGGAUGUUUCAGGACAGAGUAGCAACGACAAAUAUUAUACCCACAGCAAAACCCUCCCAUCCACACAAGGGCAAGCCAACUCCUCUCACCAGGUAGCAAAUUUCAACAUCCCUGCUUACGACCAGGGCCUCCUCCUCCCAGCUCCGGCAGUGGAGCAUAUUGUUGUAACAGCCGCUGAUAGCUCAGGCAGUGCUGCUACAUCAACCUUCCAAAGCAGCCAGACCCUGACUCACAGAAGCAACGUUUCUUUGCUUGAGCCAUAUCAAAAAUGUGGAUUGAAACGAAAAAGUGAGGAAGUUGACAGCAACGGUAGUGUGCAGAUCAUAGAAGAACAUCCCCCUCUCAUGCUGCAAAACAGGACUGUGGUGGGUGCUGCUGCCACGACCACCACUGUGACCACAAAGAGUAGCAGUUCCAGCGGAGAAGGGGAUUACCAGCUGGUCCAGCAUGAGAUCCUUUGCUCUAUGACCAAUAGCUAUGAAGUCUUGGAGUUCCUAGGCCGGGGGACAUUUGGACAGGUGGCUAAGUGCUGGAAGAGGAGCACCAAAGAAAUUGUGGCUAUUAAAAUCUUGAAGAACCACCCCUCCUAUGCCAGACAAGGACAGAUUGAAGUGAGCAUUCUUUCUCGCCUAAGCAGUGAAAAUGCUGAUGAAUAUAAUUUUGUCCGUUCAUAUGAGUGCUUUCAGCAUAAGAAUCACACCUGCCUUGUUUUUGAGAUGCUGGAGCAGAACUUAUAUGAUUUUCUAAAGCAAAACAAAUUUAGCCCACUGCCACUCAAGUACAUUAGACCAAUCUUGCAGCAAGUGGCCACAGCCUUGAUGAAGCUCAAGAGUCUUGGUCUGAUUCACGCUGACCUUAAGCCUGAAAACAUCAUGCUGGUUGAUCCAGUUCGCCAGCCCUACCGAGUGAAGGUCAUUGACUUUGGUUCUGCUAGUCACGUUUCCAAAGCUGUGUGCUCAACCUACUUACAGUCGCGUUACUACAGAGCUCCUGAAAUUAUUCUUGGGUUACCAUUUUGUGAAGCUAUUGAUAUGUGGUCAUUGGGCUGUGUGAUAGCUGAGCUGUUCCUGGGAUGGCCUCUUUAUCCUGGUGCUUCAGAAUAUGAUCAGAUUCGUUAUAUUUCACAAACACAAGGCUUGCCAGCUGAAUAUCUUCUCAGUGCCGGAACAAAAACAACAAGGUUUUUCAACAGAGAUCCUAAUUUGGGGUAUCCACUGUGGAGGCUUAAGACACCUGAAGAACAUGAACUGGAGACUGGAAUAAAAUCAAAAGAAGCUCGGAAGUACAUUUUUAAUUGCUUAGAUGACAUGGCUCAGGUGAAUAUGUCUACAGACUUAGAGGGAACAGACAUGUUGGCAGAGAAGGCAGACCGAAGAGAAUACAUUGAUCUGUUAAAAAAAAUGCUCACAAUUGAUGCAGAUAAGAGAGUUACCCCUCUAAAAACUCUUAAUCACCAGUUUGUGACAAUGACUCACCUUUUGGAUUUUCCACAUAGCAAUCAUGUUAAGUCUUGUUUUCAGAACAUGGAGAUCUGCAAGCGGAGGGUUCACAUGUAUGAUACAGUGAGUCAGAUCAAGAGUCCCUUCACUACACAUGUUGCUCCAAAUACAAGCACAAAUCUAACCAUGAGCUUCAGCAAUCAGCUCAAUACAGUGCACAAUCAGGCCAGUGUUCUAGCUUCCAGUUCUACUGCGGCCGCUGCUACUCUUUCUCUGGCUAAUUCAGAUGUCUCACUGCUAAACUACCAGUCAGCUUUGUACCCAUCAUCUGCUGCACCAGUUCCUGGAGUUGCCCAGCAGGGUGUUUCCUUGCAGCCUGGAACCACCCAGAUUUGUACUCAGACAGAUCCAUUCCAACAGACAUUUAUAGUGUGUCCACCUGCGUUUCAAACUGGACUACAAGCAACAACAAAACAUUCUGGAUUCCCUGUGAGGAUGGAUAAUGCUGUACCAAUUGUACCCCAGGCACCAGCUGCUCAGCCAUUACAGAUUCAGUCAGGAGUUCUUACACAGGGAAGCUGUACACCACUAAUGGUAGCAACUCUCCACCCUCAAGUAGCCACCAUCACACCGCAGUAUGCGGUGCCCUUUACUCUGAGCUGCGCAGCCGGCCGGCCGGCGCUGGUUGAACAGACUGCCGCUGUACUGCAGGCGUGGCCUGGAGGGACUCAGCAAAUUCUCCUGCCUUCAACUUGGCAACAGUUGCCUGGGGUAGCUCUACACAACUCUGUCCAGCCCACAGCAAUGAUUCCAGAGGCUAUGGGGAGUGGCCAGCAGCUAGCUGACUGGAGGAAUGCCCACUCUCAUGGCAACCAGUACAGCACUAUUAUGCAGCAGCCAUCCUUGCUGACUAACCAUGUGACAUUGGCUACUGCUCAGCCUUUGAAUGUUGGUGUUGCCCAUGUUGUCAGACAACAACAAUCCAGUUCCCUUCCUUCGAAGAAGAAUAAGCAGUCAGCUCCAGUCUCUUCCAAGUCCUCUCUAGAUGUUUUGCCUUCCCAAGUCUAUUCUCUGGUUGGGAGCAGUCCCCUACGUACCACUUCUUCUUAUAAUUCCUUAGUCCCUGUCCAAGAUCAGCAUCAGCCCAUCAUCAUUCCCGAUACUCCUAGCCCUCCUGUAAGUGUCAUCACUAUCCGAAGUGACACGGAUGAGGAAGAGGACAACAAAUACCAGCCCAGCAGCUCUGGCCUGAAGCCGAGGUCUAAUGUCAUCAGUUAUGUCACUGUCAAUGAUUCUCCAGACUCUGACUCUUCUUUGAGCAGCCCUUAUUCCACUGAUACUCUGAAUGCUCUCCGAGGCAAUAGUGGACCCCUUUUGGAGGGGCCUGGCAGAGUUGUGGCAGAUGGCACUGGCACCCGCACCAUCAUUGUGCCUCCACUGAAAACUCAGCUUGGUGACUGCACUGUAGCAACCCAGGCCUCAGGUCUCCUGAGCAAUAAGACCAAGCCAGUGGCUUCAGUGAGUGGGCAGUCAUCUGGAUGCUGUAUUACCCCCACAGGAUACCGAGCUCAACGCGGGGGGACCAGUGCAGCACAGCCACUUAACCUUAGCCAGAACCAGCAGUCAUCAGCGGCUCCAACCUCGCAGGAGAGAAGCAGCAACCCAGCCCCCCGCAGGCAGCAGGCAUUUGUGGCCCCACUCUCCCAAGCUCCCUAUACCUUCCAGCAUGGCAGCCCACUACACUCAACAGGGCACCCACACCUGGCCCCAGCCCCUGCUCACCUUCCAAGCCAGGCUCAUCUGUAUACUUACGCUGCCCCCACCUCUGCUGCUGCACUGGGCUCUACCAGCUCCAUUGCUCAUCUUUUCUCGCCCCAGGGCUCUUCAAGGCAUGCUGCAGCCUAUACUACUCACCCUAGCACUUUGGUGCACCAGGUCCCUGUCAGUGUUGGGCCCAGCCUCCUCACUUCUGCCAGCGUGGCCCCUGCUCAGUACCAACACCAGUUUGCCACCCAGUCCUACAUUGGGUCUUCCCGAGGCUCAGCAAUUUACACUGGAUACCCACUAAGUCCUACCAAGAUCAGCCAGUAUUCCUACUUAUAGUUGGUGAGCAUGAGGGAGGAGGAGUCAUGGCUACCUGCUCCUGGCCCUGAGUUCUUAAUAAUGGGCUAUGGUGAGAUACUCCUUUACCCUCUUGAAACUUCUCAGCCAGCAACUUGUUCUGCAGGGGCCCACUGAAGCAGAAGGUUUUUCUCUGGGGGAACCUGUCUCAGUGUUGACUGCAUUGUUGUAGUCUCCCAAAGUUUGCCCUAUUUUUAAAUUCUUUAUUUUUGUGACAGCAAUUUUGGUACUUGGAAGAGUUCAGAUGCCCAUCUUCUGCAGUUACCAAGUAAGAGAGAUUGUUUUGAAGUUACCCUCUGAAAAACAUUUUGUCUCUCUGACUUGAUUUCUAUAAAUGCUUUUAAAAACAAGUGAAGCCCCUCUUUAUUUCAUUUUGUGUUAUUGUGAUUGCUGGUCAGGAAAAAUACUGAUAGAAGGACUUGAAAUCUGAAGA
Molecule: messenger RNA, 4391 nt
Organism: Saimiri boliviensis boliviensis (Bolivian squirrel monkey)
Lineage: Eukaryota; Metazoa; Chordata; Mammalia; Primates; Cebidae
Gene: HIPK1
Product: homeodomain interacting protein kinase 1
Biological process (GO): peptidyl-threonine phosphorylation; peptidyl-serine phosphorylation; smoothened signaling pathway
Cellular component (GO): PML body; nucleus; cytoplasm
Molecular function (GO): protein serine/threonine kinase activity; ATP binding; protein tyrosine kinase activity
Source: RefSeq, a predicted model, not a curated record